Molecule: messenger RNA, 1197 nt
Organism: Racocetra persica
Lineage: Eukaryota; Fungi; Glomeromycota; Glomeromycetes; Diversisporales; Gigasporaceae
Source: the annotation of a GenBank genome assembly
ACUGUUGAAAAUAAAGAAGAAAUAAUUAAAAACUCUGUUAAUCAUAUUUGGAAAGCAACUGAAGGCAAAGUUGUUACUAUUACUUUCAAUAAUCUAUUAAACUCAGUAACAAUAACCUUAAAUAAUAGCAACAAAACUAUUUUAAAUUUGGAUGCGCCAGGAGUGGUUCUUAUAAAUGAAGAAAUUUUUAGAAAUAUAGUAAAUGUGGUUGAUGGAUCUAACAGAAAAGAACCUAUUACAAUUGACAAAGUAGAAAUAAGGCUUCAAGAAAGUGCAACUCAAAGUUCUAGUUUUGAAAUGGAGGAAGACUGUACAAAUAAAAAAUCAAGUUCUUUAGAUGAUUCAGAAGCUUCUGUUUCUGUAGACCAAACUUUAAACUACAAAGAAAGCAAUGAUAAUGCUAUCGGGAAGGAUCGAGAAAAUGAAAUUCAAGGUUUGGACUCUGUAGCCCAACCCUUAAACUAUGAAGAAAGUGAUAAGCAAUCAUUUAAUGCUAUCGAGAAGGAUCAAAAAAAUGAAACACAAGAUUUGAACUCUAGUAUUCAGGAAUAUGAUAACCCACAAUCUGAUGAGUAUUAUGACUCGACAGAAGAAGCAGAUGAACAAAGAUUUAAUGAGAUAACGAAAAGUAACUCUGACGAUAAGUACAAAUUUCAAAUAAAUAACCAAUUUAAAGAUUCAAAAAAUAAAAUUGAAAAAAAUAAUUCUAAAAUUGGAAAAGUCGAUAAGGCCAACGAUGAACCUGUUAACAACUUUAUAGAAAGAGUUCCUUCAAAUUUGACAGAAGAUUUCUUACCUAGCGUUAAUGAAAUAUUUUAUACAUACGAAAUGGAAAAUGAUAUUCGACAAUAUCCAUAUAUCCUAAUUGAAAGUGUAGAUACAAAUAGUUUAAGUACCAACAUUAUGGAACAAACUAGCAAUUCAUUUCCUACCGCUACUGCUAAUACUGAAUUUUUGAGCGCUGAUCUUGAUGAGCAUGAAUCAACAUCAUGUGAAAUUGAUAAAUUAAUCUUUGAUAUAUUGGAUUCAAGGCAGCAGGUCAUAGAAUGCGUUCCUUCAGAUUUGACAGAUAAUGAUUCCUUACUCAGCAUCAGCGAAAUAAUGAUAACCAUUAUAAAUGACAACUAUCCUAGUAAUGAAACAAACAUUUCACAUCCUGAUAUUGUUAACGUCGAAACAAGUACUGAUACUGUAUGA